Molecule: messenger RNA, 995 nt
Organism: Caenorhabditis angaria
Lineage: Eukaryota; Metazoa; Nematoda; Chromadorea; Rhabditida; Rhabditidae
Source: the annotation of a GenBank genome assembly
AUGGAAAUUUUUUAUCCUAUUUCUUGUAUUGGUAUGAUUUUCAGUAUCAUUCAGAUUUUUCUGAACUUUCGAAUUGUUCUUCGAUAUUUGCUGUAAGUCAAUAGAAUUCCGGAUUUUUCUUGAAAAUAAUGUUUUUCUAGAAGUUCUUCUACGUGGAAGAAAAACGAUUUCAAAUUGAUUACUGCCCGAACAAUUUUAGAUAUUAUUGUUGGACUUGUUGCUUUCACACUUUUUCUUGUAACAAUGUUAUGUGACUUGUUGCCAGAUAUUGUACCCAGUGAAAGUAUUUUCUAUGUCGGAUUAUUGGCAUCUAACAUAGCUAUAGUUCGUGGUUUAUUAGCAGCAAGUAUUGCUAUCGAGAGAUCUUGUGUUAGUUCUUCGAAAACAAUUUUGGGAAGAUAAAUCAGAAAAUUUUAGGCUAUCGUAUUUCCACUGCAUUUCAAACAAUAUCGAAAAGUUUUCACAAAUCUUGGUUUUUUAACAUUCUUCAUAUUUUUCGCGAUUUUCGACGAUUUUAUGCUACUCUAUGUUUUUGAUAUGGAAUUCCCCUUGAAAUCGGAUUGUCGUAUUUAUGCUUGUUUUAUUCCUCGAAGUUAUGCUAAAUAUGAAACUAUUAUUUUUUUGAUAAUUAGUUUGAUCACUUAUUUUUUCUCAAUUUUUCUAUCAAUUAACAUGUUAAUAAAGUAUUAUCGAAGUGUCAAAUUAACUAAUGAUAUGUUGAAGGUAAACUUAAUUUAUUAUUAUUUUUUUUUGAAACUUUAAUUAUUCAUAUGUAGGUGAAUUUACUGUGUAUCACUGAUCUAAUCUGUCAAAUCUCAUUUGAGUUCAUUCCUGCUCUUAUUGUUCAAGUUGUCCGAAUUCAAAAUAAUGUUGGACCAUUGAUGGCACUUUUACGAUCAAUUGGAAGAGUUGUGGAAGCAUUAUCAAUUUUUCAACUUAUGAGAAAAAAUGGAUCUUAUGGAUCAGCUCGAUUAGCAUGGGAAACAGCUUCUUAA